AUGGGUACCGAAACAACGUCAAUGGAUCACAUCACGGAACCCUUGAUUCAAGAACCCCAAAUUCACAACGAAAAGAGUGAAUUUUUAUCCGAACCAGUUCCUGAAUGGAAGGAACAGAUCACGGUUAGAGGGUUGGUUGUGAGUGCGGUUUUGGGGUGUUUGUUUUGUAUCAUAACUCAUAAACUCAAUCUCACUGUUGGGAUUAUUCCGUCCCUUAAUGUUGCUGCGGGUUUGCUUGGGUUCUUCUUUGUCAAGACGUGGACUGGUUUGUUGACGAAGAUUGGGGUUUUUACUAAGCCGUUUACUCGGCAGGAGAAUACGGUUAUUCAGACUUGUGUUGUUGCUUGCUAUGGCCUCGCUUUUAGCGGGGGGUUUGGUUCAUCCUUGAUUGCUAUGGAUCAAAAAACAUAUGAACUCAUUGGCCCGGAUUAUCCUGGUAAUAGAGCUGAAGAUGUUAAAAAUCCCGGCUUGGGAUGGAUGAUCGGCUUCAUGUUUGUUGUCAGUUUCCUUGGUCUUUUUAGUCUUGUGCCACUUCGUAAGGUUAUGGUCUUGGAUUAUAAGCUUACAUAUCCCAGUGGAACAGCCACAGCGAUGCUAAUUAACAGUUUCCAUACAAAAACUGGAGCAGAACUUGCAGGGAACCAAGUUCGGCAACUUGGAAAAUAUUUAAGCAUAAGUUUCUUUUGGAGCUGCUUUAAGUGGUUCUUCAGUGGAAUUGGAGAUUCAUGUGGAUUUGACAAUUUUCCUAGCUUUGGGUUGACACUAUUUAAGAACACAUUCUACUUUGACUUCAGUCCAACUUAUGUUGGAUGUGGUCUUAUCUGCCCUCAUAUAGUGAAUUGCUCUGUUUUCCUUGGAGCCAUUAUUUCGUGGGGCUUUCUGUGGCCUUUCGUCUCCAAGCAUGCCGGGGACUGGUAUCCAGCUAACCUUGGUAACAAUGAUUUCAAAGGUCUUUAUGGAUACAAGGUAUUUAUAUCUAUUGCCAUUAUUUUAGGAGACGGUAUUUACAAUCUAGUUAAAAUUAUAGUGAUAACCAUUAGGGAGAUGUGGAGGACAAGAUCCAAACAGAACAGUCUUCCUGUUGUGACUGAGGUUCCUGAUGGUGAUAGUUCUGAACUGCAUUUAGAAGAAAAGAAAAGGAAUGAAAUAUUUAUGAAGGAUGGGAUACCAACCUGGUUUGCAGCAUCUGGAUACGUAGGCUUGGCAGCGAUAUCCAUUGUAACAAUACCAUUUAUUUUCCCUCCUCUCAAAUGGUACUUGGUUCUAUGUUCUUACAUCCUUGCCCCUGCCCUUGCCUUUUGCAACUCUUACGGCACAGGGCUCACAGAUUGGAGUCUUGCAUCCACAUAUGGCAAGAUCGGUCUUUUCAUCGUCGCGGCAGCAGUUGGCACAAAUGGAGGGGUAAUUGCAGGUGUAGCAUCGUGUGCUGUGAUGAUGUCCAUUGUUUCAACCGCAGCCGAUCUCAUGCAAGAUUUCAAGACAGGCUACCUCACUCUCUCGUCGGCAAAAUCCAUGUUUGUGAGCCAGUUGAUAGGAACAGCUAUGGGAUGUAUAAUUGCUCCCCUCACAUUCUGGAUGUUCUGGACUGCAUUCGAUAUAGGAUCACCCGAUGGCCCAUACAAAGCACCAUACGCCGUUAUAUUCAGGGAAAUGGCCAUUCUUGGUGUCGAGGGAUUCUCCGAGCUUCCAAAGUAUUGCAUGGAAAUGUGCGGCGGUUUCUUCGCAGCGGCACUGGCUAUCAAUUUUUUAAGGGACGUGACUCCGAAGAAAUACUCACAGUACAUUCCAAUUCCAAUGGCAAUGGCAGUUCCUUUCUACAUUGGUGCUUACUUUGCAGUUGAUAUGUUUAUUGGAACUGUAAUAUUGUUUGUGUGGGAACAAGUGAAUAGAAAAGAUUCAGAAGAUUAUUCUGGAGCUGUUGCUUCUGGUUUGAUAUGUGGUGAUGGGAUAUGGACUAUUCCUUCAGCAAUUCUCUCUAUUUUGAGGAUUAAUCCGCCAAUUUGCAUGUACUUCGGGCCUUCCUCGAGCAGCUGA
Messenger RNA from Lathyrus sativus (Indian pea), 2034 nucleotides. Lineage: Eukaryota; Viridiplantae; Streptophyta; Magnoliopsida; Fabales; Fabaceae. The record is from the annotation of a GenBank genome assembly.